AUGGAUAGCCGAUCCACGAAGUAUCGCUCGCUUGAUUCCAAGGGUGCUAUAUCACCCCCCCGGAGUCGGGACAGGCAUAACUCAAGUGCAUCAGUCGACAGCCGGUGGAGAGAUCAGCAUCCCCGGCGACCGUCGACCGCGUCCAGACCAUCUGAUGUGGGCCAUCGCGCUUCCAAAUCCGGUUCUCGUGAUGUUGGCCGGACUUCGCCCGACCAAAGGACUACAACAAGACUCCCUGGCCCACACUCUGCCUCUGCACAAUCCUCGGGGGCUAAGCCAGCGAACAAGACAAGCUACACCGGUUUGAAGUCCUCCAUCAACCUCUUGGUUGUAGGCUCCCCAAGCUGCGGCAAGACUUCUUUCAUCAAGAGCGUGGUAUCCGAACGUGGCUCGUCCUCUUCUACUCCAGUCAUUGUCAAAGACCAACCCUACAGGGUACACUUCACCGAGUUGUCGCUCGAAGAAGUCGAUUCCAGUAGCGGACGAAGGAUAGAAUGGCCUCGUUACGUCAAUGGCAUCCCAUUUCCUGAAAUUGAUGGAGUAUUUUGUCUAUAUGACGUAUCCGACAAGGAAAGCGUCGCCGACGUCCCUACAGCGUUGGUUUCCAUGACUAACAGUGGGCUGCCUUGUAUGCUGCUUGCUUCUAAAUGCGACGUCAUGCAAGAGUCUCGUCAGAUCAACCCCAAGUUUCAUGACCAAAUUCGCCGUAAUCUCGCCAACGUGGCUAUAGCCGAAAUAUCCAUCAAGUCUCCCGAGAGUGCCAGACUCUGUCUCCUGGCAAUGCUCGAUAGAGUUCUUGCCUCCCCCCGAGUUCGGACGAGUGCAUCAUCUAAUGCCUCAUCCCAAUCCGUGGGCAGCCAGCGUGUUGUUUCCAGGGAUACGUCACCGAGGAACAGCAGAAGCCGGAGCAGAUCCAACAGCCGCUUACAGAGUUCAAAGUCCAAGGAGCUGCUAUUGAAUCUUUCCGUCCGUCCAGCUGUCAUUGAGUCAGCCAAUGAACUGGAAGAUGUAGUUUCCCCGGUUAGAAAGACCAAGCUUCGACUGGACACUUCAGCAGCUUCUAGGCCUCACCGUCAGCCCGCAGAGCCACAUACACCAGUAUCAUCAGGCGAUUAUACCAACAAGCUGGUGUCACCGCCGGGGCCAUCUACAACAGCUAUCCCCGAAACCCCUGACUCUUACUAUGUGAAGUCAAUGCUUCGCCCAUCUUCAGUCGAGACUCCCGACAAUCGAGCCUAUCAGACAUUCCUCAAUAUGGACGAAGAUCCAAACGAGUUCUCUCCGCGUACCGAAGGCAAUAGUCCGGCCGCAGCUCGGACCAACUCUUUGAUCAAGGUGACAUUGGAAGACAACAAGCAAGAAGCUGGCAUACCAUUUCCCGAACUUGUAGAGAAGCUGCUGAUAUUGCCUGCAAACAAGACGGACUCAAAAUUUGUCCCAUCGUUCCUAUGUCUGUACCGUGCGUUUGCUACUCCACGACAACUCCUCGUGGCCAUCAUCGACCAGUUCAUGAAGAUCGAGCAAAGCAAAAUGGUGCAUUUCACCAAAGUCGCCGAAAUGCUGCGGUAUCUUCAAGUAUUGGGUCAAUGGACCGCGAACUAUCCAGGCGAUUUCGCUCCCGGACCGGCUCGUGACAUUGCUGUCCCUUUUGUGCAAAGCAUUGAAAAGAGCAAAAUCUUUGCCCCUGCUGCACGGGAGAUUAGCAACAAUCUGGACACGAUUGUUGCCGAUGAAGACACAGACUGGGCGUACGCGGACAGGGCAAGUGCCUCCGGUGGGCAAGGCAGAAAGGAAUCAUCCUCUUCAACCUCUCUAUCCAAACUUGCCCAGAAGUCUCCACGGAAUGGCAGCGACAGCGAGGAUGAUGGCGAAUCUUCUGCACGCGGAUCGAAUGCUGUUUCGUCUUCAUCAAGCCUGCCCAAAUCCAACAACACAUCCAGCCAGUCAUACACGAACUACAUGCAGUUGCAAAAUGCAAGAAUACAAGCCGAAAAGUAUAAAGUCAUGGCACAGAUCCGCCUCAGCAAAUUUCAAUGGCACCAAUUCAUGGAGAUCCCUGUCGAAGAGCUCGCACUGGAAAUCACCCGCAUUGACUGGACCAUGUUUUCUGCAAUCAGGCCUCGGGAUUUUGUACGGCAUGUCUGGCUCUCCACCAAAGAGAAGAGGCGUUCACGUUCUGGUGACAACAUCAGCGCCAUGGUCAAACAUUUCAAUCACCUGGCGUUGUUUGUUUCCGGCAUGAUACUAUUGAGAGACAAACCGAAACAUCGAGCAAGAGUUCUGGAGCGGUUUAUGGCACUGGCGUGGAAAGUGCGGCAAUUGAACAACUACAAUUCUCUAGGUGCAAUCGUGGCUGGGAUCACCGGCCAUGAAGUUGCUCGCCUCGGUGCCACACGUGAGCUGAUAUCUCCAGAGGUUCAGAAGCAAUUCCUGCGAUUGACCAUUCUGAUGGGGCUCUCGAAAUCGCACGCCGCGUAUCGAAUGGCAUGGGAAAAUUCGGCUCAUGAACGCAUCCCUUUCCUCCCGCUGGUGCGACAAGAUCUCACCAUGGCCGCUUCUGCGAAUCCAACGUUCAUCGGCACUAACGUCAAUUGGAGGAAGUUCGAGAUCAUGGGGGAGGUGAUCGUAGGACUCCAGAAAACCCUGGAGGAACCAUAUGUCUUCCCACAACGAACCUCUCGCACUGAGGAAACGAUCAAAUUGGUGUUGGAAACCAAGAUUGUGGAGGAACGUGAGGACUCUGCGGAUCCUCGCAGUGAGUUGUACGAUCGAAGUCUACAGGUUGAACCUCAGACGGGAGUUGACACUAAGAAAAAGUUUGAUUGGCUCCGGCGUUGA
Messenger RNA from Capronia coronata CBS 617.96, 2838 nucleotides. RefSeq lists its product as uncharacterized. Lineage: Eukaryota; Fungi; Ascomycota; Eurotiomycetes; Chaetothyriales; Herpotrichiellaceae. Gene Ontology annotation, cellular component: plasma membrane. Gene Ontology annotation, molecular function: guanyl-nucleotide exchange factor activity; GTP binding; GTPase activity. The coding region runs from base 1 to 2838 and encodes 945 amino acids. The record is from RefSeq and is a predicted model, not a curated record. Gene Ontology annotation, biological process: Ras protein signal transduction; positive regulation of GTPase activity. The transcript has 5 exons.